UGUUGACUAGUGAUGUCUGGAUGAGGACAGAGCCGCACGCUGCUGCAAAAAUGGACGCCUUCGAGUUGUUUCGAAAACUCGGAGCUGGAGCUAAAUUUGACCUGAAGAGGUUUGGUCAGGACGCUAUAAGGUUUAAGGGUGCCAAAUCUCACGGAGGGGAAGCGUCCGUAGAUACUCUCUCUGCUAUCGAUUACUUUGGCACAGCACAAACCAAUGGAUCCAAGAGCAGAGCUGUAAAGGUGACUGAGGAUGAAAAGGAUGAUGGAGAAGAGUGUGAGGUGGGAAGUGAAAGUGGAGAUUCUGAAGCAGGAGGUAAAAGAAAAAAAAGGGAUCAAGCGAAAGACGUGAGGACCAAAAAGAAAAAGAUGAAAAAAGACCAGGUGGCAGCCAAAGACACAGAGGGGAGCGGCAUCACUUGGACCUCCUCAUUGGACAGAAAAGUCCAAAACCUGUCGACUGAUGGGAAGGAGAAAUCCUCGCUGAAGAGGCUGAAGCAUCUUCAUCAGGAAAAGGUGAAUCUCAUUCGCUCUCAACAUCGUAUAAAUGUGCACGGCUGUGACGUACCGGACCCUGUGUGCACGUUUGAGGAGCUGCAGUCAGAAUAUCGUCUCAGCCCGCGGGUGAUUCAGAACCUCAAGGAAGCCGGGCUGAGCUCCCCGACGCCCAUACAGAUGCAGGCAAUACCGCUCAUGAUGCAUAGUCGAGAGCUCCUGGCUUGCGCUCCCACAGGAUCAGGAAAGACUUUGGCCUUCUGUCUCCCGCUGCUCGCCCACCUGCAGCAGCCCACCAACCUGGGCUUCAGAGCUGUGGUCAUCUCCCCCACCAGAGAACUGGCCAACCAGACCUACAGAGAGCUGCUCCGCCUGUCAGAGGGAGUAGGAUUCAGAGUUCACAUAAUAGACAAAGCCUCUCUGGCAGCCAAGAAAUAUGGACCACAGUCAAACAAAAAAUACGAUAUACUUGUCAGUACUCCAAACAGACUGGUCUUCCUUCUCAAUCAGGAUCCUCCGGCCCUCGACCUCAGCAGUGUGGAGUGGCUGAUCGUGGAUGAGUCCGAUAAGCUGUUUGAGGGCGGUAAGACGGGCUUCAGGGAGCAGCUGGCCGCAGUAUUUCUGGCCUGUUCUGGUUCCAAGGUGCGCCGGGCUUUCUUCAGUGCCACCUGCACGCCGGAUGUAGAGCAGUGGUGCCGUCUGAACCUCGACAACCUGGUGUCUGUCAACAUUGGACACAGAAAUACGGCGGUGGAGUCGGUGGAACAGAAGCUGCUGUUUGUUGGGACAGAGAACGGAAAACUGGUGGCCAUGAGGAACAUCAUCACCAAGGGUUUCCUGCCCCCCAUGCUGGUGUUCGUGCAGUCUAUCGAUCGAGCACGGGAGCUUUUCCAUGAGUUGGUGUAUGAAGGUAUCAACGUGGACGUGAUCCACGCAGACCGCACACAGCAGCAGAGGGACAACGUCGUGAGCAGUUUCCGGUCCGGUAAGAUUUGGGUGUUGAUCUGCACGGCUCUGCUCGCCAGAGGAAUCGAUUUCAAAGGAGUCAACCUCGUGCUGAACUACGACUUCCCCACCAGCUCUGUGGAGUACAUCCACAGGAUUGGUCGAACUGGUCGAGCUGGACAUCUGGGGAAGGCCAUCACCUUCUUCACAGAAAAUGACAAACCACUGCUGCGCAGCAUUGCUAAUGUGAUUAAACAAGCUGGCUGUCCUGUACCUGACUACAUGAUUGGUUUCAAGAAGAUUCACAGCAAAGUGAAGCGGAGACUUGAGCAGAGACCUCCCAAGAGAAGCACCAUUUGCACAACUCCUCGAUACUUAAUUAAGAAGAAAGGCCAAGCGCCAAAUAACGGACAGAAAGGAGAGAAGCAGGCGGCAGUUGGAGAGCAGGAGAGCGAAAAUGUGCCUCAAACCGCAGCGAAAAAGCCAAAAGGAGAAAAGAAGGCCAAAGGAGAAAAGAAGGCCAAAGGAGAAAAGAAGGCCAAAGGAAAGGAGCUGAUGAAAAGAAUGAAGACACAGAAAAAAGGGGGAAGUGAGAAGCACAAGGAGGCGUCUCAGAAGGAGGGAUCCAACUCAUCUGGAGCCAGGUUAAAAAAGAAAAAGGGGAAGAAGAAUAAGCCUCAGGAGGAUUAGAGGAUCGUGGAACUAGCAGACUGAAAUGAAGAUGGAUGUGGAUUAUUUUUCUAAUAAUACUUCUUGCCGUCUGAUGUACUGCUGCAUUUCAUACUUAUGCUUUGUAUUAUGAGAGUAUCAAAUAAAAGUUUAUAUAAAUAUGAA
This is a messenger RNA of Gymnodraco acuticeps, 2270 nucleotides long. It is a transcript of the gene ddx52, whose product is annotated as DEAD (Asp-Glu-Ala-Asp) box polypeptide 52. Gene Ontology annotation, cellular component: 90S preribosome. The transcript has 15 exons. NCBI's taxonomy places the organism in Eukaryota, Metazoa, Chordata, Actinopteri, Perciformes, Bathydraconidae. Gene Ontology annotation, biological process: maturation of SSU-rRNA. Gene Ontology annotation, molecular function: ATP binding; nucleic acid binding; RNA helicase activity. The coding region runs from base 21 to 2126 and encodes 701 amino acids. The record is from RefSeq and is a predicted model, not a curated record.